Molecule: messenger RNA, 479 nt
Organism: Aspergillus heteromorphus CBS 117.55
Lineage: Eukaryota; Fungi; Ascomycota; Eurotiomycetes; Eurotiales; Aspergillaceae
Exons: 3
Coding region: 9-320 (103 amino acids)
Biological process (GO): mitochondrial respiratory chain complex I assembly
Source: RefSeq, a predicted model, not a curated record
CCCUCACAAUGGCUUCCGGUUUCGGUCUCAAUGGCGGUCCUUCCCGCUGCUACAACUUCUGGCAGGAAGUGCUCGGCUGCUACGUCGUCAAUAGUGGCGAGGGCGAGACCGGCAAGAAGAAGUGCAUGCCCGCCCUGGAGGACUACUACGAGUGCCUGCACCACAAGAAAGAAGCUCUCCGGACGAUGAAGAUGCAGGCCGCCUACCGCAAGGCUGAGGCCGCCCACCCUCGUGAGAACGCGCCCAAGGCCGAACAGAUCCGCAGUCUGGGACUGCUAGGGAAAGAAGAAGAGGCGACAGCGUUUUUGGCGAAAGAAUAGAGGAGAUGCACAAUUCGGGAGUGCGGUUACGUGUUGAUUGUUUCAUUACCAAGGCUUUGCUGUUUUCUUUUUCUGUUUAAACCCCCCCCCCUUGGAGUCCGUCAAUGUAUAGAAAUGGACUGCUUCACCGAUCGGAUGAGCUGGGAACUUGAGUCGGAU